AUGUCGAGUGUUCCAGACUGGGUUCUGGAUUCUAAGCUUGAGACUCAUUUCCUGCCUGGCAGCAAGCACGAGACAGUGCAUACCUACUAUGAGCAGGAAUCCCUUUCCCAGCGGCCAAUCAAGAAAUCCGAAUAUUGGCAGCGGGAGAGGAAGAUCGGUGGUGGUGGGUUUGGAGAAGUGUGGCUGGAGAAAUGCACAAACGUAAAGAAUAAUGGCCAUCAUGUCCGCGCAACAAAGCAGAUGGAAGUGGACCAGCAGAUAGACUACGCCCAUCAGCAGUAUGAGCGGUGUUUUGUCAAGUCUUUUGGGUGGUACCAGAACGAAGCGAGCUUCGUCAUUGCAAUGGAAUAUCUUGAGCUUGGGGAUCUACAUGAUUAUUUGCUCAACAAGAAGCAGCCGCUACCGGAAAUUGAGACGCGGUGCAUAAUGUCCCAAAUUCUUGAGGGGCUUGAUUUAAUGCACGAUAAUGGCUUUGCACAUCGUGAUUUGAAGCGCAGGAAUAUCCUUCUAAGAUCCUGUCCACCGGAUGACUGGUGGGUAAAAAUCGCGGACUUUGGGAUCAGCAAACGUAUUGAAGACGGUCUUGGAAAAUCAACUACCCUAAAGGAGGAACUCCAUAUGCGGUUGACAUUUGGGCGACUGGAGAGGUUAUGUUUCCAACCCGCAUUCAAGCAUCUUGGAUUGCUCUCCAACUAUGUCCAAACGCGUAUGGUCUUUCCUGCCAAUCCACUCUCGACCAACGGGGUCAGUCAACCUGGAGUUGCAUUUGUCUUAGGUCUUAUGGACCCUAGCCCGGGAGGUAGAAUGUCAGCCAAAGAUGCUUUACAACACAGGUGGAUUGCUCAGCCGUUGCCCUACAAUAAUCACAAUUCAGCUACACUUGCGUAUCAAGAGGAACAUACUACAUCAUUGAUUGACUAA
Molecule: messenger RNA, 921 nt
Organism: Penicillium mononematosum
Lineage: Eukaryota; Fungi; Ascomycota; Eurotiomycetes; Eurotiales; Aspergillaceae
Exons: 4
Coding region: 1-921 (306 amino acids)
Biological process (GO): protein phosphorylation
Molecular function (GO): protein kinase activity; ATP binding
Source: RefSeq, a predicted model, not a curated record